UGCCUCCCUCCCCUCGGCUGGCGACAGUAGUAUCUCCGACAGCGCCUGAAGGCAACACGCAUCUGUAUAAAAGGCGAGGGAGGGGGCCGUGAACGCAUCAUUCCAUCCAGGUGGGAAAGCAGCACGAUGUCGAGGAUGUGGUUCUGGGGGGAAAGCAGCUGUGGAGUCUUCGGUCCCAGGGCGUCCUUAACCCCCGUGUCGUGGACGGUUCCUAAUGACGUCAUCAAUGUUUUCUGCGGGGAUCAACACGUUUUAGUCCUGCGGGAGGAAGGGACACUUUUAUCGCAGGGAAGCAACUCCAGGCGACAACUUGGACGGAGGGCUUCGAAUAAUGAAAAAGGCCAAGUGGAGGGCCUGCCUUUUGUGUUGGGCGUGGCUUGUGGUCAAUACCACUCCCUGGCCUUGAGUUUAUCUGGAGUAGUCUACUCCUGGGGGGCAGGAGAAGAUGGACAACUUGGGUGUCUACCCAAUCACACCUGUGAUUCUCAGCAAGCAACGCCUGUGCAAAUGCCGACACACACGGUUCAGGUCGCUUGUGGAGACUUUCACUCUGUGGCAUUGAUCAAAGGAGGAGACGUCUUCUGCUGGGGCUCCAACAGUCAUGGGCAGCUGGGUGUGGGGAGGCAGGUGUCACUGCAGUAUGCGCCCCUCUUCGUGGGCCCGCUCACUGGCAUACCGGUUACCCAGAUCUCAGCCGGGGCGACCCACACACUCUUCCUCACGCUGUCAGGCCUGGUGUACUGCUGUGGGGCCAACAAACACGGUCAGCUGGGCCUGAACCGGGUCGACCCGAAAGGCCGAUUCAACAUCUGUGUUGUCCCUGCUCUAAGACGUCUGAGCAUCGCCUUCAUCGCCUGCGGAGAGAAUCACUCCGUCGUCCUAACAAAGGAGGGCGAAGUUUAUACGUUUGGAGAAGGGGCUCACGGUCAGCUGGGUCACGGCUCUUUUGCUGAUGAAGUGAUGCCCAAACUUGUGGUCGGGAUGGACGAGCGGGCGUCCCAGGUGGCCUGUGGCAGACGCCACACUCUUGUUUUGGGAUCCUCUGGCAAACUUUGGGCAUUUGGAAAUGGGGUGAAAGGUCAAAUUGGGACUGGAAAAGCAGCGAGUAGUGCGACCCCCACGCUGGUACAACUUCCAUUGGGCUCUGACUGCACAGCAGACUUGAGGAUCGCAGCCGGUUGGAACGCCAGUUUUGCUUUCACCGGACCGCAGGGUUUGGAGCAAAAGCAGAUAAUCGGAAGGCUCGAUGAGGCCAAGCUGAGGAAAUGGCUGGCGUUAAAAAAGGGCAAACCAGAGGCUGAGAGAGAGAUCUUCGAGAUGUUUUUUUCAACUUCAAGCCUCGUUGGCAGUUUUACAAAAGUCACUGGGCUCUCGCGAGAAGCAGAUGCAUUAAAUAUAGACCUGGAUGCUGCGAGCCAAACCUUCUCUCAGAUGCUGGCCGUACCAUGGAUACGAAAAAAGGUGGACUUGGAAAACCUCCUAAACAUUCUCGUUGACUCACGACGUGUCCUCAGAUCUCCAGAGAUCAUUGUGGUCCUGCUCUCUUGCCCUCUCUUCCAAGACGUUGCACAUGUCCUGAACCUCGUGUUGCCGUUGGCUGUGGUCAUCAAAGACACGAGCGAGAGGUGUCAGACAACGCUGAAAGGCUGGUGGUCCGCCAUGUCAGCCGCCACGCUGUUGACGCACAUCCAGGUGUUCAAAAACGCUCUGGCGUUUACCAUCAAGAGUCAACUCCUGGAGACACACAUUCCAGGCGUGAAAGCUGUGUUGGAGGUCCUAAAGCUCCUCUACAAGGUCAACAAAAGAGUGACGCCCCACAAAGUCCCGCUCGACACCUUUUAUGUCGAGGAAAUUGCUGACUCUCACCUCACGGUGGAUAUUCCUCUUUGGUUAUCAUUCUAUCAUCAUGAGGAUGAGCAGAGCACACCUGUCAUCUUUUGCCGCUACCCCUUCCUGCUCAGUUUGCACUGGAAAACGUUGGCUUUCGCGCUGAUUGCAGGAGCUUGGAAAACAUUGAUGACGUCAUUAGGAACCGUCCACGACACGGGGGUUAAAGACGCCCUGGGACCGAAGACUCCACAGCUGCUUUCCCCCCAGAACCACAUCCUCGACAUCGUGCUGCUUUCCCACCUGGAUGGAAUGAUGCGUUCACGGCCCCCUCCCUCGCGUUUAAUACAGAUGCGUGUUGCCUUCAGGCGCUCCGAGCGCGGGACAAAGCACACGAUGCGAGCGCACGACCGCGCCAACAAACCUGAGUAG
Entelurus aequoreus (snake pipefish) is the source of this 2259-nucleotide messenger RNA. Its product is annotated as probable E3 ubiquitin-protein ligase HERC4. The transcript has 17 exons. The coding region runs from base 127 to 2259 and encodes 710 amino acids. NCBI's taxonomy places the organism in Eukaryota, Metazoa, Chordata, Actinopteri, Syngnathiformes, Syngnathidae. The record is from RefSeq and is a predicted model, not a curated record.